GUAGGUUCACCUUUUCUGCACCUGGUGUGGGAAAUGAGUCUGCUUCCUGCCUUCUGGGAUUGGCUUUAGUGAUUUAGAAACUAAAGUGCACAGCCGUGCCUCAGUAGAGGCUUGAUGAGGUCUUGUGACUGUUUGAUUUUAAUAACCAGGUGUGUUUCAUCGUGAAAGAGAGGUUGGUUGUCCUUUCGAUACUCGGGUUAAAGAACAAUCCUUAUUGAGAGUUUGAGGAAAAAGAAGUCAGAACUGAGAGCUAGGGCACCAUGGGUCUGAAGUUUUCUGUAGCUGCCUUUCACAUACUGUGACCUUGGGCAAGCCGUUUAACUUCUGGGACUCAGUGCACCUUUCUGUAAAAUUAGUGAACCGGGUACAUCUUCGUUCCUCCCAGUCUAAUCCUGUAGUUCCACCUGUAGCGUUCAUUUUGUGUGUGGUCUCAAAAUUGUGGCAAGUUACUUUUCUGUGUGCCCCUGUCUUUUGUCAAGCCAGAUAGUUCACCAGAUAAUCCAGUAGAAAGGAUGCUAGGAUCUCAGUAUAAAUCGAAGUGGUCAGUAGGAACCCUGACAUUUGGUACCUUACCGAAACCAGGUGUUAACUGGCCCAAGUUUCAGAUGACACAGCUGUUCUUUGGACUGGAAUAGACAUAACUUCAGGCUCCCUGUCAGUGUCCUGUGGGAAAUCCAGAGCCCUCCAUGAUGAGAGAUUUUGAAGCACUUCCCUCUCUUCUGUGUAGUUGAUCGUUGGGGUGGUGAAGAAAUGGCUGACAGUGUCAAAACCUUUCUCCAGGACCUGGCCAGGGGAAUCAAGGACUCCAUCUGGGGUAUCUGUACCAUCUCAAAGCUGGAUGCUCGAAUACAACAGAAGAGGGAGGAACAACGUCGAAGAAGGGCAAGCAGUGUCCUGGCACAGAGGAGAGCCCAGAGUAUAGAGCGGAAGCAAGAGAGUGAGCCACGUAUCGUUAGUAGAAUUUUCCAGUGUUGCGCUUGGAAUGGAGGAGUAUUUUGGUUGAGUCUCCUCUUGUUUUACCGAGUGUUUAUUCCUGGGCUUCAGUCAGUAACAGCACAAAUUAUUGGUGAUCCAUCAUUGCACGGAGAUGUUUGGUCGUGGCUGGAAUUCUUCCUCACAUCAAUUUUCAGUGCUCUUUGGGUGCUCCCCCUGUUUGUGCUUAGCAAAGUUGUCAAUGCCAUUUGGUUCCAAGAUAUAGCUGAUCUGGCAUUUGAAGUGUCAGGGAGGAAGCCUCACCCAUUCCCUAGUGUCAGCAAAAUAAUUGCUGAUAUGCUCUUCAACCUUCUGCUGCAGGCUCUUUUCCUUCUCCAGGGAAUGUUUGUGAGUCUCUUUCCCAUCCAUCUUGUUGGUCAGCUGGUUAGUCUCCUGCAUAUGUCCCUUCUGUAUUCUCUGUACUGCUUUGAAUAUCGCUGGUUCAAUAAAGGAAUUGAAAUGCACCAGCGGUUGUCAAACAUAGAAAGGAAUUGGCCUUACUACUUUGGAUUUGGUUUGCCCUUGGCUUUCCUCACAGCCAUGCAGUCCUCAUACAUUAUCAGUGGCUGCCUCUUCUCCAUCCUCUUUCCUUUAUUCAUUAUCAGCGCCAAUGAAGCAAAGACCCCUGGCAAAGCAUACCUUUUUCAGUUGCGCCUCUUCUCCUUGGUGGUCUUCUUGAGCAACAGACUCUUUCACAAGACGGUUUACCUGCAGUCUGCUCUGAGUAGCUCAACGUCUGCCGAGAAGUUCCCUUCACCACACCCGUCUCCUGCCAAACUGAAGGCUGCUGCAGGCCACUGACUUCACCUGCCAUCCACAGGGGACGGGUGGGAUUGGAGGGAGGAUGUGGCAGCUCUUUUCCCUGUUACCUUCCCUACCCGGGAGAGGCAGGACCCACUCUGCCAAGGGCCCUCUGCAUAAACUCUUCUCUCCGGGGAAUUGGAAUCUUGUCUCUGGUGCACUUAGGCAGAAUCUUCCUGACACCAGUACAUGGAUUUUUAACACCGUGAGUCUGAAAGGACCACAUGUCUUUCUGUAGCUGUUUUCUAGCAUUUGCCAGACCUUGUGCCUGGACUGAUUUGAAUACUUUCUCUCCCUGUGCCAUUUACCCUCCCACCUCCCCUUCCUGCCUUCCACCCUUGGAUGAAUGGAUUUUGUACAUCUAGCUGUUGUAUUUCGUGGAUUUGUUAUUUUUGUUGUUUUUCUGUGAAGCACAUACAUUGGAUGUGGUAGGUGAAGGAGUACCUCAGUUGCUCCUGGCCACUCCCUUUAUAGCCAUCACUGUCUUGUUUUUUGUAACUCAGGUUAGGUUUUGGUCUCUCUUGUUCCACUGCAAAAAAUGAAUCUGAAGAGAUGCGACAGGAGGAAAGACCUCACAGCCAUAACUGUUGGGUUUUGAGGAAUGAUUUUCUUCCCCUUGAAGGGGAAAGGCUUUCUUCGCUGGUACAUAAAGUACCCCAGCUACGGGAGUUACCAAUUCUGGACAAGUGCCACUGCAACACGGAAAGCUCAGAGAACCUGAACUUUAACUCUGCUGGCCAUGGUGGGUCUGUGUGGUAUGUCAAAGGAAUAUUGGGUGCUGCAAAUAGGAACUGAAGGGGUAAAUCUAUUAAACCCAUUGAACCUGU
Molecule: messenger RNA, 2600 nt
Organism: Loxodonta africana (African savanna elephant)
Lineage: Eukaryota; Metazoa; Chordata; Mammalia; Proboscidea; Elephantidae
Gene: EI24
Product: EI24 autophagy associated transmembrane protein
Exons: 11
Coding region: 751-1773 (340 amino acids)
Biological process (GO): macroautophagy
Cellular component (GO): endoplasmic reticulum
Source: RefSeq, a predicted model, not a curated record